CGACUGCGCACUGCUGCCGCUGCUGUCGUCGCGGCGCCAGGAGGGACGCGAUGGCGGGGCCCGCGUGGAUCUCCAAGGUCUCUCGGCUGCUGGGGGCAUUCCACAACCAAAAACAGGUGACCAGAGGUUUUGCUGGUGGUAACAGACCGCAGCAGUCUUCUGGGAACGUGUCUGAAAGUGUUUUUUAAGCCUGAGCAGUUGGGUGAGGACCUAACUUUCCAGGAUCCCAGUGGAGAGGAGAGCAGUUGCCUUCAUGGGAAACCCUCUGAAUUCCAGUUCAGACAGUCACUUUAAUUCCAGGAGAUGGUAUUGGCCCCGAGAUCUCAGCCGCGGUUAUGAAGAUUUUUGAUGCUGCCAAAGCGCCCAUUCAGUGGGAGGAGCGGAAUGUCACCGCCAUUCAAGGGCCCGGAGGAAAGUGGAUGAUCCCUCCCGAAGCCAAAGAGUCCAUGGAUAAGAACAAGAUGGGCUUGAAAGGCCCUUUAAAGACCCCAAUAGCAGCUGGUCACCCAUCUAUGAAUUUAUUGCUGCGUAAAACAUUUGACCUUUAUGCAAAUGUCCGGCCGUGUGUCUCGAUCGAGGGCUAUAAAACCCCUUACACUGACGUAAACAUCGUCACCAUUCGGGAGAACACGGAAGGAGAAUACAGCGGCAUUGAGCACGUGAUCGUGGACGGGGUCGUGCAGAGCAUCAAGCUCAUCACGGAGGAGGCAAGCAGGCGCAUCGCAGAGUUCGCCUUCGAGUACGCCCGUAACAACCACCGGAGCAAUGUCACGGCCGUGCACAAAGCCAACAUCAUGCGAAUGUCAGAUGGGCUUUUUCUGCAAAAAUGCAGGGAAGUUGCUGAAAACUGUAAAGAUAUUAAAUUUAAUGAGAUGUACCUUGAUACAGUGUGUCUGAACAUGGUCCAGGAUCCGUCCCAGUUUGAUGUUCUUGUUAUGCCAAAUUUGUAUGGAGACAUCCUUAGUGACCUGUGUGCGGGAUUGAUUGGAGGUCUUGGUGUGACACCAAGUGGCAACAUUGGAGCCAAUGGGGUCGCGAUCUUCGAGUCGGUUCACGGCACCGCCCCGGACAUUGCGGGCAAGGACAUGGCCAACCCCACAGCCCUCCUGCUCAGCGCCGUGAUGAUGCUGCGCCACAUGGGGCUUUUCGACCACGCCGCGAGGGUUGAGGCUGCGUGCUUUGCCACAAUCAAGGAUGGAAAGAGCUUAACGAAAGAUCUAGGAGGCAACGCAAAGUGCUCCGACUUCACGGAGGAGAUCUGUCGUCGAGUACGAGAUUUGGACUGAGGCUCCUGUGAGUGGCGUCUGCGGGCGUCAGUGUUACCGGCCGCCGCAGGCGCCUCCCGUUGCGCACACGUUUGGUUCGCUUCUUUCCCGACAGUACACUUUUAGACGUGGCCUUUUCUGAACAAAAUCUGUGCAGAGGCUGCGGGUGACGUCCCUAGGCCUGCUUUCAGAGGACUUUCCCCAAGUGCUUGUUUUAUUUAUUCUGUGUCUAUCCCGUAUAUGUUUUUGUAAAUUCUAAGUGGACUGUGUCGUUUGCCAUGUUAAUCAUUUUACACUUUGGUUAAAACGGUUUUUCCUCAGCUGUAAAUACGAUACAAAAUUAAUAAGAGAAAACAUAACUUUUUAAAGAAAACCCUGUUUUCCUUGGUUUAUGAAAAAUGUAGUAGAAGCAAAAUAGAUUAUUGACAUGAUAGUAAAGAUGAUAUUCUUAUAAAGCUAAACGGGCACAGGAGAGGUUUCCUGGAAAGUUCAGGUCAAAACCAGUGAAUGGGGCAUAUUUCUUAGCGAUGGGGGAAGUAGGCAGGUGUGUCCUUCCACGUGAAUUACUGAGUAUGAAUAAAGACUUCAAGAACUA
Molecule: messenger RNA, 1860 nt
Organism: Mirounga angustirostris (Northern elephant seal)
Lineage: Eukaryota; Metazoa; Chordata; Mammalia; Carnivora; Phocidae
Gene: IDH3A
Product: isocitrate dehydrogenase (NAD(+)) 3 catalytic subunit alpha
Exons: 12
Coding region: 336-1286 (316 amino acids)
Biological process (GO): isocitrate metabolic process; tricarboxylic acid cycle
Cellular component (GO): mitochondrion
Molecular function (GO): NAD binding; isocitrate dehydrogenase (NAD+) activity; magnesium ion binding
Source: RefSeq, a predicted model, not a curated record